Messenger RNA from Jatropha curcas, 824 nucleotides. RefSeq names its product putative invertase inhibitor. Gene Ontology annotation, molecular function: enzyme inhibitor activity. NCBI's taxonomy places the organism in Eukaryota, Viridiplantae, Streptophyta, Magnoliopsida, Malpighiales, Euphorbiaceae. The record is from RefSeq and is a predicted model, not a curated record.
UGUUCUGAGAAGCUAGAAAAGCCUAUCUGUCUCCUGUUACAGAAAACUGAGGAUUUUGAUAUUUUCUUUCUUUUUCAUUUCCUUUAAAAAUAAUAAAAAUUAAGGUUAUACAAUCAACUCUUAUUUCCCACCAAAAAAUAUAUACUCCCUUCCCUAUAAAAAACACACAACAUAAAAAAAAUUAGUUGUUGUUGGAAAAACAAAAUGAAUUCACGGUUGUCUUAUCUUUCUGCCCUCCUACUCUUCACCUUCCACGGCUUAACUGCAACUAAUCUAAUUCAAGAAACUUGCAAGAAAUGUGCCCAGAGGGAUCCAAACAUCGGGUACAAAUUCUGUGUGAGUUCCCUUGAAGCAUCUCCUGAGAGCCGCUGCGCUAAUCUUGGCGAACUGGGCAUCAUCUCCAUCAAGCUAACACGGCGAAACAUCACCAGCACAAGGCACUACGUUAAGGAGCUUUUGAAAAAUAAAAGAUUGGACCCCAACAUAAGGCCUUGCUUAAAUGAUUGCCUCGAUCUUUAUUCAGAUGCAAUCCCUACUCUUAAACAAGCCAUUCAAGACUAUAAAUCUAAGCAUUACGAAGAUGCCAAUAUUGAAGUCAGUUCAGUUAUCGAUGCCUCUACCACUUGUGAACAAGGGUUCAAAGAAAGAGCUGUAACUUCACCUUUAACAGGAAGGAAUAACGAUGCACUCCAGUUGUCUGCUAUAGCACUUUCAAUCAUCAAUAUGCUCCAUUGAUUCAUUUGUCCUGUUUGCUUUUUCUCAAAUGUAUUGGGUUCCAUAAACUAUUUGCUUAUUAAUGACAUAAAAAAAAAAAAAUUUGUCUU